This is a messenger RNA of Caenorhabditis auriculariae, 4711 nucleotides long. The record is from the annotation of a GenBank genome assembly. Lineage: Eukaryota; Metazoa; Nematoda; Chromadorea; Rhabditida; Rhabditidae.
AUGGGGGAAGCGGCGUCAACCUAUCUACUUUUAACGCUGCUCCUCGCCUCGGUAGUUCCCCAACUAGACGCCCGCAGAGGAGGUAGACUAAUUACCCAAAUUUCGAUUGAAUAUUUAACUGGCUACAGGCGUGUCAAUGGGCGGCGGUUCAAGAGUUGGUGGUCGAGGAAUGUCCGGAGCACGAACGUCUUCUGGGGGCAGCGGCGGCUGGUUUGGCUCUUCAGGAGGUAGAAAGUCAGGAUCUUCUGCUCCUGCGGGCGGCAACGCCUACGGUCGCAAUACCAACUUUGGACGAGGUGUGAACGUCGUUUUUGAUGCUUUUAAACGGCGAGGUUAUUCUGAGUGCUGUGAUGCGGACUAAUAGUGGACUUCAUUCGCAAUGCAUUAUUGAGAAAUUAUUAUUUUAGCUUUUUUCAAGCCCCCUCUGGAUGCUGAAACUAGAUAAUUUGAGGGCGUGACCAUUUUUUAUAAUUUUCCCAGAGUCACAUAUUUUUUUUUUGCUUUGAGAUUUGAAAAAUAAAUAAAUGAAUGGAAUUUCAGGGGCCACUGGCAACAUCGGAUCGUCUAGGUUUGUCAUUUGCUCUAUACUUUAUGUUUAAACUUUCUCUGUCCCUAUUUGUCUAUCAACUUCAUUUUGCUUCCCAUUAAAAUGCAUGUAAAUGCUGGCUGUAUGUUUUUCGCCUUUUUUCUUCCCAGAUUGCAUGCUCUAAUUAAAUUUUCCCUUUGUUACUAAUUCUCUAAAGUGUUAAAUCGCAUGAAGAAAUAUCUCUUAAAAUAAGGUUCAAUGGAGAUUUAAUUAACAGUCCAAGGUAUUGAGUGAAUCUGAAUGGUUUCAUGUAGUUUUCGGUACGGAAAUGUCCUGUAAAACUGUAACUGACUGUCCGAAGUCCAGUUUCUCAAAAUGUAUGUUUGUUCGAUAGGAACUUUCAUAUUUUGAGUGAAAAAAAACAUAAUAUAGGUCCAGUCAUGGAACGGGAAUAUUCGGCGGUCGGAAGCAAGGACAUUCAGGCGGGAUUUUCGGUGGUGGCGGAAGGUCUAACUACGGUUCUCAUAGGUUAGGCUUCACUCUGGCAAAAGCUGCUAACAAUUCAUACACUCUAAUAUUUUCACACGAACAAAGAAAAAAAUGCCCGAGUAGCUGAAUCAAUUAACGUAAAAGAAAGACAGAAAAAAUUAAUUGCCGAAAGAAAAUAUGCCAUGGUCUUGACAUUUUAUAACGAUGUAUUUUUUGAAAACACCUUUCUGGCUCAAAAUUUGAAAAGGUGAGUUCUCUACCGAUUUUCGGAGUGUAAAGGACAUUCAAAAUAGGAUGACGACAUAAAAAAAAUGGAGCUUUAGUAUAAUAAACUAUAAAAUACCUUGAGUUUACUUCGAUUUUAUUAUUCCAUUAUAAACAGAAAUCUCAAAAUCCUCAAUUAAAACACUUUUCAGCCUCUCCAUCCGACUUUUCAAACUCUUCCUAGUUUGGAAAAAGACCAAAAAUCAUCGAGUUUCCUUAGGGGCACUCUAAAAUUUAUGGAGAUGACCUCGAGAUGUCCAAUUAAAAGAGAGACGCCACCGAAUUUCCGAGUAGGCAAUUUAAAUGAAGGAAAUUUUUUAGCUUCCUAUCUCUUUUUUUUUCAACCUCGCAUGGUUCAGUUCUUCUCUUUUUUUCAAAAUGAAGGAAAAAACGGCUGGAAGGGCAUGAAAACUGAUCUAUUUCAGCCGGAAAUCAGGCGGAAUCGGAGGCGUUUUACGCUCGAAUCAGUUCAAAAACGCAAUUGUUGGCGCCGCCGCCGGUUAUUUGACCUACCAAGCCGGAAAAGCCAUCAUCCGAGCUGCAGCGGCACCAAUGAUGUGAGGAAUUCGAAAAAGGAUAGAGAAAACAGGAGAGAGGAAAUAGGUGGAACAGUCGACCGUACUACUGGGGAUCUAACUACUAUCGAGGCGGAGCUGGAAGAUCCAACAUGUGUCGGAUGCCUGUUGACCCUAAUGACGGCCAAUUCGGCAACGUUUAUUUCCAGGUAAGAUUCUUCGUUGCUCGAGUGGAAAAAAUAAAGAGUGACGGGGUGAUCUGAUGAAGCCCCAGCGGACAAGGAAGUCAUACUGAAUUUUUCUGGCUCAGUUCAGCUUUUUUAGUCUAUUCUGGAAAAGGUAUAAAAUUUGAAAGAUGGGACUCCGGCGCCGUAAAAAAAGCAACUAGUUUGCUCUAAAGUAAUAAUAAAAAAUGGAGACAUGGAUUCUAAUAUUGCGUUCGAUCUAUUCAACUGAUUUCUAUGAUUUUUUUCUUUAAAUUGUCGGCUGUUAUACACUUUUUGCACUCAGCUCAAAUGGCCCUGGUCGCACAUAGGAUGGCUCAAAGCAGUCACGUUUAUGAUCGAUUUGACCUCGUUUUUAAUUUUCAAACAUUCUCCUUAGGAGGUCCUGACAAACUUUUUGCAGCCAUUUCGAGUCUGUUCGAAAAAUUCGAACUGAAACUGAUUGAGAUGGAUUCUUUUUUUACCAAUCUCUAUAGGCCUAGAUUAUCGACCAAAUUCGCAUUGAAAACGAGAACGGACCUCAGAUUCAUGGUUCAGGACAACACUCGGCCACGUGAGAUCGUGUGGGGCUGUGAGUACUACGAGUACUGCUGCGGCUACGAAUGUUGCCGAGGCGGCGGUGCCGGCAGCAGCACCUUCGGCGGCUCCCACGUCUCCAUGGGGUACGCUCUUCUCGUUGCUUCGCUCGUCCGCGCCUACGUGCUUUAGUUAUCUAGUGUUAUUUUAAAUACAUUCAUAUAUACAUAGUUUUACUUGGUUACACACUUCACUUUUUCAUUUUCAAGCUGGCUCUAGCCCGCGGCUUCCGCUUCUGCACCUGCACCUACGUUCCUUUUUUGCAGUUGUAUAGAAAUGUCUCUUUCGGUUCAUGUUUGGGUUGGCAGAGACGGAAAGAUCUUUUUGCUACUCCAAUAAUGCUUCAAAGUUCUAAUUUCCAAAAAUCGAGUCUUUAUACACUUCAUUUACUAUUUAAUAUCUUAAAAUUUUUACUGAUUUCCAAAUUUUCUGAUGAACUGGCUCUGAAUCAAGCGAAUGAGAAAAUAAAAAUGAAAGUCUUUUCGGUCUCUUUCCAAUCUUGCCUCAUAUUUUGCACUAACAAAAACGCUCGAACAAAUUUCUUAACUCGAAAAAUAGAAUCAUUUUAUAGUGUAGUGUAAAUCAUUGACUUUAUCAAAAUUCUAACCGAUUUUUCUCAUUUCCCUGCUUUCUCUAACCCUUUUUCUUGCUUUAAAACUCACCGAAACAAAUCUCACGACCAAAUCUUCGCCAUAUAACUCAUCUCCAUGUUUAUCAUAUCUUUGCUCAAAUUACUAGCUUUCCCGGCCAUAUACAUUGUUAUAUUUUAAGAUUUUCUCCGGUGAUUCAACCCCAUUGUAAAGACGAUUGACUAAUCACAAUGUAUCGGUACCAAAUUUUUGCCAAAGAUCGCAGUAGCUUUUUUGUUUCGUUUUGUUAUAUCCAGCAGUUUUGUUUUUCGGUGGCAAUAAAUUGAAAUGAAUUUGCGAGAUACGCACGGAAGUUUUUGGUAGAAAGUAGUUCACUUCUUUUGUUAGCUUUUUUUUCAGUUUCCGUAUGGAGCGAAUGAUAUUUUAUUGAAUUUCGAAAAUGGAACUGGAAAAAAACACUCGAGUGAUAUAAAAAGAAAUGGCUUCGAAAAACUCUGGAAAAAAACAUUAAUUCAACUAAAACACAGGUCCUCUUCAAAAUCAUGAAUUGUUUAAAAUUGUAUUCAAGUCUAGUGAAAAAAAUGAACUUCGUAGCUUGAACUCACGUAUUAGAAAAAUAAAAAAAUCAAAAAUUUGAAUUUUUUUUCUCGUGAAUACGUGAAAAUCGCAUGGAGAAUGGCUCGACGCAUUACGGUCGCGCUGCGGCUAGUUGUCAGAUUUUAAAACAAAGCACAAGUGUUUUGAGAUUUAUUACAGCCAUAGGGAAACUAACGAAAAGGACUAGCUUAGAAAAAAAAAAUGCACAUUGGAUUAGAGUUGUUCAAAUUUUCUUAACAGUCCGCUUGUUAUAAUUUGAAAUUUUUACGCAGUUAUAGCCCAUUCCUUGGCAGCUUGCCACGAUUUAUAUUUUCCUCCGAGCUACAGAACCUUUCUGAGUAGCUCUUCUCCGAGGCGCGUGACCUGCCUCUGUAUAUGCGCCUUUAAAUUGGCCCGAAAUUUUGCGUUGUAUUGAGACAGGCCGCGUACAUCGAAAAAAAGGGUUUCGUAGCUCGAAAAUUUAAAAAAAAUCGUCUAACUCUGGCGCGUGAUGGACUAUUAAAAGUUUCCACAGUCAGUUGAGAAGAAGAAAACAUAGGAAAAAAACUUCAAAUUUUUCACUCUUCGGCUAUUUUCUAACAUUUUUGAUUCAUUCCCAGAAAUACUAUCAUGAAAUUCACCUUCUCAUCGAUUCCAGGAUGCUUCUGGCCCUGGUCUGCCUCGCUUGUUGCUGUAUUCCAAUCUGUUUCGCGGUCUUCCGUCGGGGCGGCCUGAAACUUCCAGACAACGGAAAAAAUUACCGAGGUUGGUUUUCAUAACAAGUAAUCAGUAAGUUAAGAAAUACCGUUCAAUUAAACAAAUUGACAAAAUGAUAAGUUUAUUCACCGAAGAUCGAUAAAAUUACAAUGUCAAAUUUCUCUGAAAGUUUGCGUGAUACUCCGAAUUUUUUCAGCACCACAAGCAUCGGCCCCAGUAGCCGGGAACUAUUGA